Solanum verrucosum is the source of this 2208-nucleotide messenger RNA. Its product is annotated as ABC transporter G family member 6-like. Lineage: Eukaryota; Viridiplantae; Streptophyta; Magnoliopsida; Solanales; Solanaceae. Gene Ontology annotation, molecular function: ATP binding; ABC-type transporter activity; ATP hydrolysis activity. The transcript has a single exon. The record is from RefSeq and is a predicted model, not a curated record. The coding region runs from base 2 to 2179 and encodes 725 amino acids. Gene Ontology annotation, cellular component: membrane.
AAUGAUAAGAAUUGUAGCUCAAAAUGUAUCACCAGUAAGAGAUUGCGUACCUCUUUAUGAUCGGAGACAAAUGUUAGAAAUGUCGUCGCCGACGUUUGCUCAGUUGUUGAACAACGUCGGAGAUCAUGUCACCGGAGACGAAACUGAAACUAAUUCAGUUCACCAAGUUCUGACAAUGGAACUUCCGGUGCAGCAAUCAAUUCCAUUUGUAUUGUCAUUCAGUAAUCUCACAUACAGCGUGAAAGUCCGCCGGAAAAAUAUUUUUCCGGCGAUCUUCGGCCGCCGGACAGAUGAACCGCCGAGCACGAGGACGAAGGUGCUUUUGAAUGAUAUAUCAGGAGAGGCGCGUGACGGAGAACUACUCGCGGUGCUCGGCGCGUCUGGUUCGGGGAAAUCGACGUUGAUCGAUGCUUUAGCUAAUCGAAUUGCGAAGGAGAGCUUGAAAGGGGAGGUGAAAUUGAACGGUGAGCCAUUGCAUUCGAAGUUGCUGAAAGUGAUAUCAGCGUACGUAAUGCAAGAUGAUCUCCUUUAUCCGAUGCUUACAGUGGAAGAAACGUUAAUGUUCUCAGCAGAGUUUCGGCUUCCACGAACUCUAUCGAAAUCGAAGAAGAAAGGUAGAGUUCAAGCUUUAAUCGAUCAAUUAGGACUCCGAAACGCAGCCAAAACUAUAAUCGGCGAUGAAGGCCACCGAGGAGUCUCCGGAGGUGAAAGACGGAGAGUUUCAAUCGGAAUCGACAUCAUCCAUGACCCAAUCAUUUUAUUCCUCGAUGAACCUACUUCCGGUCUCGAUUCCACCAGUGCUUUCAUGGUGAUUAAAGUUCUUCAACGAAUCGCACAGAGCGGAAGUAUUGUGAUAAUGUCGAUUCAUCAACCAAGUUACCGAAUUCUCGGUUUACUUGAUCGAUUGAUCUUCUUAUCACGCGGACAAACUGUUUACAGUGGUUCGCCAUUGAAUUUGCCCCAAUUUUUCACGGAUUUUGGUCAUCCAAUUCCGGAAAACGAGAACAAAACAGAGUUCGCGCUUGAUUUAAUCCGCGAACUCGAAGGCUCACCUGAUGGAACAAAUAGUUUAGUUGAAUUCAACAGAAAAUGGAAAAAUACUAAUCGGAAUUCUGCAACAACGCCGGCGAGAUAUGAUUUGUCACUAAAGGAAGCAAUAAGUGCAAGCAUUUCUAGAGGGAAAUUGGUUUCUGGUGCAACGAAUGAUGCUGCUAAUCCUACUUCUAUGGUUCCUACUUUUGCAAAUCCAAUAUGGACCGAAAUGGCUGUACUGUCAAAGCGGUCAUUCACAAACUCAUGGCGUAUGCCGGAGAUUUUCGCUGUCCGUUUCGGUGCAGUAAUGGUCACGGGUUUCAUCCUCGCCACCAUGUUCUGGCGGCUCGAUGAUUCCCCUAGAGGUGUAAGGGAACGGAUUGGGUUUUUCGCGUUCGCCAUGUCAACAACUUACUAUACAUGCGCGGAGGCAUUGCCCGUUUUCAUUCAUGAGAGGUUCAUUUUCAUGAGGGAAACGGCUUACAAUGCUUAUCGGAGAUCGUCUUAUUGUCUCUCUCACGCUUUGGUUUCGAUACCAGCAUUGAUAUUCCUCUCUAUAUCGUUCGCAGCCCUGACUUUCUGGGCUGUUGGCCUAGACGGUGGAACUUCGAGCUUUCUGUUCUAUUUAUCUGUCGUCCUUGCUUCGUUUUGGGCUGGUAAUUCAUUCGUCACAUUCCUCUCUGGUGUCAUUCCUCAUGUCAUGAUCGGAUAUGUAAUUGUUGUAGCAAUUUUCGCGUAUUACCUCCUCUUCAGUGGUUUCUUCUUGAACCGUGAUAGGAUUCCAUCUUACUGGAUAUGGUUUCAUUACCUCUCGCUCGUGAAAUACCCAUAUGAAGCAGUGUUGCAGAACGAAUUCAAAGAUCCCAUGAAAUGCUUCGUUCGUGGGAUUCAAUUGUUCGAUAACAGCCCACUCGGGGAUGUUCCGAUUUCGUUGAAGGAGAAAUUGUUGGACAGUAUAAGCAAAACAUUGAACGUCAGGAUAACAAGUUCUACAUGUGUAAUGACUGGUGCAGAUAUAUUGGUGCAACAAGGGAUAACUCAACUGAACAAAUGGAAUUGUUUGUGGGUAACAAUUGCAUGGGGAUUUUUCUUUAGGAUUUUGUUUUAUUUCUCUUUGUUAUUGGGAAGUAAAAACAAAAGAAGGUAAUAAUAAGCUAGAUAUAAAUAUCAUAAUAA